Messenger RNA from Choloepus didactylus (southern two-toed sloth), 5686 nucleotides. RefSeq names its product family with sequence similarity 117 member B (gene FAM117B). The transcript has 8 exons. Bases 14 to 1957 code for a protein of 647 amino acids. The record is from RefSeq and is a predicted model, not a curated record. NCBI's taxonomy places the organism in Eukaryota, Metazoa, Chordata, Mammalia, Pilosa, Megalonychidae.
GACACUAUUGUUGAUGAGGAGCGGCAGCGGCGGCGACUGCUGCACCACCUCGUUGCUGCCCCAGCGCCCCCAGCACCCCGAAUUCCGGCUUCGUCACCCCGUCGUGGGGGCCUUCCCUCCGGCCUCGUCCUCGAGAAUUCUCCCCCUGCAAUACCACCACAACAAAACUCCCGUCUCGCCCAGUCACCAGGGAGGGGGGACUAUGUCCCAGCGGAUGAGGCGCAAUGGGUCCCCCACGCCAACCGGUUCCCUCGGGAGCGGCGCGAGCGCCACCGCCGGGGGAGCCGGGAGCCGCCUGCAGCCCAUGAGGGCGACGGUUCCGUUCCAGUUGAAGCAGCAGCAGCAACAUGGCAGCCCCACGCGGAGCAACGGCGGCGGCGGCGGCAACAACAACGGCGGCUGCUGUGGUGGCGCCUCAGGCCCUUCAAGCGGCGGUGGGGGCCCGCGCACAGCCUCGCGCAGCACAAGCCCCACGCGCGGCGGCGGGAGCGCAGCGGCGCGCACCAGCCCCACGGUGGCCACGCAGACGGGCGCGUCCGCGACGUCCACACGGGGUACCAGCCCCACGCGCAGCGCCGCAACCGGGGCUCGCGGGAGUCCCCCCCGGCCGCACCCGCCGCCGCUGCUGGGCACCGUGUCGUCGCCUUCCUCGUCGCCCACCCACCUGUGGACCGGCGAGGUGAGCGUGGCCCCACCCCCAGCCCGUGUCCGCCACCGGAGGAGGUCCCCGGAACAGAGCCGAAGCUCUCCCGAGAGUAGGAGCCCUAGCGCUCCGGUUUGCAAAGCAGGUGACAAAACACGACCACCUUCCUCAAGUCCGUCCAGUAUUAUCCGCCGCACUUCCUCCCUGGAUACACUUGCUGCUCCAUACCUUGCAGGACAUUGGCCUCGUGAUAAUCAUGGGCAAGCUGCACCUAGCAUGAGGGACAAAGCUACACAGACAGAGAGUGCAUGGGCCGAAGAAUACUCUGAGAAAAAGAAAGGGUCUCACAAACGUUCAGCAUCCUGGGGCAGUACAGAUCAACUUAAAGAGAUUGCAAAAUUACGUCAGCAGUUGCAGAGAAGUAAACACAGCAGUCGCCAUCAUCGAGAUAAAGAAAGACAGUCUCCGUUCCACGGCAACCAUGCAGCUAUUAACCAGUGUCAGACUCCUGUUCCAAAGAGUGCCCUUAUUCCAGUAAUUCCUAUUACCAAGUCAACAGGCUCCCGAUUCCGGAAUAGUGUGGAAGGAUUGAAUCAGGAAAUUGAAAUAAUAAUUAAAGAGACUGGGGAAAAAGAAGAGCAACUUAUACCACAGGAUAUUCCAGAUGGCCACCGUGCACCUCCCCCCCUUGUACAGAGAAGUAGCAGCACACGCAGCAUUGACACACAGACACCUGCUGGGGCAGACAGGGGAAGCAACAACAGCAGCCGCUCCCAGUCUGUCUCUCCCACGUCGUUCCUCACCAUCUCCAAUGAAGGCAGUGAGGAGAGCCCUUGUUCAGCUGAUGACCUGCUUGUUGAUCCCAGGGAUAAAGAGAAUGGGAACAACUCUCCUUUGCCCAAAUAUGCAACCUCACCAAAACCUAACAACAGUUAUAUGUUCAAAAGGGAACCUCCUGAGGGCUGUGAAAGAGUCAAAGUCUUUGAGGAAUGCUCGCCAAAACAACUUCAUGAAAUCCCAGCCUUUUACUGUCCUGACAAGAACAAGGUGAAUUUUAUUCCUAAAAGCGGCUCUGCUUUCUGCCUUGUCAGCAUUCUCAAGCCACUCCUUCCCACACCAGAUCUUACCCUCAAGAGCUCUGGCCACAGCCUGACAGUCACUACAGGCAUGACAACCACUCUGCUGCAACCAAUUGCUGUAGCCUCCCUGUCUACAAACACAGAGCAAGAACGAAUCUCUCGAGGAACAAGUACAGUCAUACCAUCGGCCUCUCUGCUCCCACCACCAGAAGCAAUUGAGGAAGCGGAAGGAUAGGUCUCAGUGCUGCACAUCUGUUAUUCUGGGAAACUGAUAUCUUCCUCAGAUCACUUGACUUGGAUGGCAUCAUGUGCUUGUGAUUGGCUGUGAUGUGGUCCAGCUUCCUGCCGUGACAUGUGGCAGUGAAGCUUCUGGAAGAAAGCAGCCCCUCUGAUGGCUCUGCCCCAUUAUGAAGGCCAACCCUCAGUUCUUAACCUACUUUUUAAAAAGCAUUAAUUGAAAUAAGAAAAGUCAUCUUCUUUACUUUUGGAGAGCCAACAGCACAUUGCUUUUUGUUUUUUUUAAAAAAAAAAAAAAAAGAUCCCUGCAAACACGAUUCCUGAGGGAGACGCGAAUGAUGCUGCAAGAACCAUCUUUUAUAUGGAAAUGACUAUUUUAUAAUACCAAUGUUACAUUUUCUGAAACGUAGCAAACAGGAUGUUCAAAAGAUUCUUUGGUGGCCUCUGUUUCUUGUUUCCCUUUCUAGAUGUGUGCUUUUCUCAGCUGUUUUCGGCUUUGGGACCAAAGGGAUUGUUGACAUUUUUCCAGCAGUCUUAAUCUCAUGACUGUGUUCUUCUCCCAAACAAGAAUUGAUGGGUAAAUGCAUUGAACCAAGUAUAUAUAAAAAGAGAUAAAAAGCAAUAUCAGUAUAUUAUGUGAUUUAUGUUUUUUUGAUGUCAGAAGUUUGUGCUUUGGGUGACAUAUUUGUAAAACUGCUGUUUUCUUCACUAUUCCUGUACACAUUUCACCAUGUGGUCAGAAAAGUUACAGUCUGGAGACAAGUGCUUUAAUAUGGUUUCACUCAUCAUUGGAACUUGGUUUAAAGGUCCGUGAGCCAAAAAGAAACUACCCAGUGUUGAUUGCUAGCUAGGAAUAAUGAUCCCCUUUGGUUUUCUGCAAAAUAUACAUUACAUGAUCUCCUCCUUUACCACAGGUGACAUUCUGUUUAAUGAUCACUGUAUCAUAGCCCCCGAAAGAUCCUAAAAUGGCUGUGCAUGGAUUCCCUCCUUUGCUUUUGUGAUGUUGUCUUGUGAAUUUGGUCAGGUUUAGUAGUUGGCCAUGGCUGUAAUCCGUUGAAUGGUAACCCACAGCCACAGAGUCUUGCGACUGACAUCAUCUUUAUGCCGGUUGGCACUGAGAUUUGUUGCUUGCAGAUUUUGCUAGUUUUCCCUCCAACAUUCCACAAAAUGGGGAAAACAGACAAGGAGAGCUUCAGAGCAUACACAACAAGCGUCUUUGAAAUAUCCUUAUAAUUUUGGAUUUGGGCUCAUCCUAAUACAAAUCACUGCCCAAUAUUACAUGACAGUAGGUAUUUUAGUUCUGGGUAUGUGGUAGUGAUGUUAAGGAGCAGAACAGUGUUGAUAAAAGGCAUCCUUCUAACAUCUUUAUAUGCUACCCUAUGAUGCAAUAAUUUAAUGUUCCUAUACAUAUUAUAGGCAGAAUAAAAUUUUAAGUACUUGUAAAAGAGGUACUGUUUUCACGAUCAAUAUGUCGGUUUGUACAGACAUAUCCCUCAAGGAAAACUGGUGGUAGCAAUAAAUCUUCUACAUGGACUACUUAUACUACGCACCUUUAAAACAUCUAAGUGAUUAAAAAUAUACAUUGUGAGUUGAAAAUGAAGAUAUUAUUAGGUAAAUCAGAUAAAUUCAAACAUUUGAAUAAAUCUGUCAGAUUUCUUAGUUUGUAGGACUAUUGGACUUUGGUACUUUCCUUUGCAAAACCAGUUUACUUGGGACUAGUGCAUUAUGCCUUCUAAAGCAGUAACAGCUCAGUUAUUGAGAAUCUAAAUUUUCUGUUUGAUUGUUUUUUUUCAGAACCUCAUUCUCUCUGCUUUCUCUCUUAUGCCUUUUGACUUUACCAUUCCACCAUUGAGUAUCCACUCUAUCAGAAGUGCAGAAGAAGCAGUGCAACUGCAGUCUGUUGAGUCAGUAUGAAUGGUGGAGAAGGAAGUUUAAAAAAAAAAAAAAAGGUUUUAAAAAAACCUGUUUUUGGAUUACCUGAAUUCUAUUAAAUCUAUGCUCUUCUCCUUGCUUUAGUCUUACUUUCCUCUUCUCUCUUCAUCCCUACCAGUUAACGGGAUGUUUUACAAUAUGCUACUUUGCAAACGUUUUCCCCCUGUUGUGCAUGUUUGUCUAAUUCACACCCUUAUGUAGAGUUCCAUAUAUCCUUAAUCUAAAGUAAUUUAAAAUUUGAAGGGAAGAACAAGUGUAAGAUUUAUUAUCUACAGAGUCUUGUAAGCAGAACUUCUCAUCUAAUGUUAGGUAAGGAGAAUGUGAAUUUGCAGGUAAAUGAAUUAUAUGGCAACUAAACAAAUCCCUUGGGUUUGGGAGAAAGAGCCUGAGAUUUGACAGGAAAGGUAUAAAGUACAAACAACCCAAAUGCCACUGCCAAAGGGCUAAUUUUUAAGCAUGUAUGCUUUAUUGCUGUCUUGAAAAAUUAUUAACUAUAUGUCCAUUCAGCUAUUUUAUUUAACCCUUAGUUCAUGGUCUAGUUGUAAAAGGAUCUGUUCACAGUAGAAAGCAUAAUACUGUUUUCUACACUUCCAUUCCAUAAUUAUCGUGAUAUCUUGUAGAAAAACUGUACAAAACAUAAAUAAAUUAGAAUAGCCUCAGUGGAAAAAUAACUUAAAAUUUCUAAAUUUUACUUCCAUUGCAAUGAAAGAAAGAUGUAGGAGGCAUGUAACUUUUCACAAAAGGGUCUAUUCUAUGGUUAUUCAUGUUGUCAAUCUUAGUUAUUUUUAAACUUAAGCAAAUUUUCCUUGUGGUAAAACUUAUAGAAAUUUACUGUUUCUAAUCAUGACUCAGACUAUUUCUACUGUCAUGGCUCUUUUAUGAACAAUUAUGUUUUUAAAAAUACCUGUUUUAUUUCUUAGUUGUUAUGCAUGGAAACCAAAAUUAUUUUUGAACUAGUCUUCAUUUUGUUUUAAAAUUUUCUUGUAUUUAUGACCACAAGCCAAAUCAGCCUUUUAGAAGGUGCUAUUGCUAACUGUGGGCAACAUGAAAGACAUUUUCUUCUUUUUUUUUUUGUAGUUGGCUUUUACUGGAAGAAGUUAUUAAAAAAUGACACAAUGCAUAAAUUUCUGUAUGUUAAACAUUAGGAUUGCAUUGUCAAGACUUUCUUUUGUUCAAGGAAAUUUUAAAAAUUGCCACUACUGAAUUUACUGUUCUAAAUUAAAAAUUUUUUUCUCAAUACUUGGAAUUUUGAUGUCUAAAAACCAGACCAGUGGAAGUGCUGAAUUUAUAAAGCUGAGAAUACUUAACUUUGCACUUUAAGGUUUAUGUUUUACUCUGUGUAAAUUAAAGAUCAGCAGAGCAUCCCUGAACAAUAUUUUGUUUAUACAAUCCUGUUAAAGAAUAUAAUUUGUUUUUUUAAACUCUGCAUCUUUCAUCUGUUGAAGCUGUGUAAAUCUUUUUAAAAAGCAGUUUUUUAAAAAUGUUUUUCUAAAAAAUUCUCUGCCAAAUCAGCAUUUCCAAUGGUGAUAAAUAUUGUUACUAUGUACUUAUGUAUUCCUUGUACCUGAUCACUUAUUGCUGCCUCACAAGAAAAUAGAACUUUUAUCUUCAAUAGUGUCUGUUCUUCUUGAGUUUUCUCUGUGUACUUCUAUGAAUAUUGCCUUCAAAAUUCAAAUACACCUUCUUUCCAGACGUUUGUAGCCUAAAUAACUUAUAAAUACGGGUUCUCUUUCACAAAUUGAUAUAAAAAUGGGUUUGUGUUAAGUAGCAGAAUAAAUAAUACUGUCAGUUGUUA